UAGUACUAGCUAGCGAAUCUAAUAGUUGAUUCAUGAGAAAUUGAUUAUCUACGUUUUACAAUUUGGACGCGUAAAGAAAAAACUUCGUCCAAAACCAAGGCAUUGUAAACAUCUGGUGUCUAAUCAAAUGACAGUAAAACAUUUUUUAGAAUUACGUUAAUUAAGUUGAUUUGAGUUGACUAAAUUUAACUCUUCUGUCAAAUAGCUUUUAAUUUGUGCUCAUUCAAAAAUGGAUUUCAGUCCACAAAAGCUCAAUGUGCACUUCAGAAAACAAGAAUCUCGAGCAAAAAUUGGCUUCCAACCAAACCAUCUUGAUAAGAGUGAACCGGAGAAGAAGGGUUUAUCGGUUCUGACAACGAUUCUGUUUGUAGCUGGUGAAAAUGCUGGUGUUGGUAUAUUGGCUUUACCGUAUGCACUCAAUGCUACUGGGUGGUUUGGGAUUCCUUUAAUGGUGAUGAUUUGUAUUGAUUCUACUAUUGCUGCUAGCUUGAUUGGUUCAUGUUGGCUAAUUUUAGAGGAGCGUUGGCCUGAAUACAGGGAGGUUUGUCGUAAUCCAUAUCCAGAAAUAGGUAGAAGGGCAUUCGGGGAAAAGAUGAAGUUUUUCGUUAAUUGUUGUCUUCAAAUUGGUUCAAUUGGCUCUCCAGUUGUCAUGCUAUUGGUCUGCUCUCAACUAGCCUCCGAUUUGAUUGAUCCGAAUCGUCACUUGUCUUACGGACUUUGGAUAGCAAUUAUAGCUGCUACCAUUUGCCCUUUAAUGUGGCUUGGUACUCCAGUUGAAUUUUGGGGUGCAGCAGCUUUAGCAUUAUUUACAUCGACAGUAGCUGUAAUUUUACUACUUACUGAUAUGGUUAGUGAUUACAUGGCUCUUGAGAAACCACCAAAUGUAUCAACGCCUUCACUAAACUCGAUUUCACUUGCAUUUGGGACUCUAAUUUUCGCCUAUGGAGGGACAGCACCAUUUCCGACCUAUCAAAAUGACAUGCAGAGAAAAGAUAAGUGGCCUCAAGCAGUCAUUUUAGGAUUCCUCAUUUUAUUUUUGCUAUUCACGCCGUUUUCAAUCAUUGGUUAUCUUGCGUAUGGCUCAUCGGUCGAUAAUAAUAUAGUCCAUUCCGUUCCGGGAGGAAUUAAGCGUGAUAUCGUAACAAUUUUGAUGGCUGGACAUUUGUUUUUUGCUUUCAUAUUGAUGAUCAAUCCAGGAGUGCAGUUGAUAGAAAACCAAUUAAAAAUAGACCGAUCGUUCAAUUGGAAGCGAGUUGUGAUAAGGUUCCUAAUGUUAUGCCUGGUUGUAUUCAUUGGUGAAUCCGUUCCUCGAUUUGGCAAAGUUAUGGAUCUCCUCGGUGGGUCGGUUAUGACAUUUUUGGCUUACAUAUUUCCUCCCCUGUUCUACGUGAAGUUGUGUUCAAUGAAAAGCCCAUCUUGGCCGCAAAGAAAUAUCUCAUUAUUUUUCAAAUUGUAUUGCUACAAAAUCAUUCUGUUGGGAUUGAUUGGUGGAAUCUGUGCGACUGUUUCUGCAAUGGUGGCAAUUUUAGGACCAAACACAUUUGUAUUACCAUGUUAUAUAGAUUUUAAUUGCUCUUAUAAUUAAACGGGGCUUGAACUCACGAAUCAGCAUCUGUAAAUAAAAAAUUUAAUCAGGUAUAUUAUCAUGGUAAUAUAGCAUCUUAAAUUCAAAAAUAUUGAUCUUUUGAAUUUUUACAUGAGACUAUCAACUGAAACUUCAAUUACAGUAAUGAUA
Molecule: messenger RNA, 1735 nt
Organism: Tetranychus urticae (two-spotted spider mite)
Lineage: Eukaryota; Metazoa; Arthropoda; Arachnida; Trombidiformes; Tetranychidae
Biological process (GO): amino acid transmembrane transport
Cellular component (GO): vacuolar membrane
Molecular function (GO): L-amino acid transmembrane transporter activity
Source: RefSeq, a predicted model, not a curated record